GGCUCGGCGGCCAUGCCUUCGCGGGUGGACGACUAUGAGGUGCUGCUGACCAUCGGCGUCGGCUCCUACGGCCGCUGCCAGAAGAUCCGCCGGAGGAGCGACGCCAAGGUAUUUGUUUGGAAAGAACUCGACUAUGGGUCUAUGACCGAAGCUGAGAAGCAAAUGCUUGUUUCUGAAGUGAAUUUGCUCCGUGAACUAAAACAUCCAAACAUCGUCCGGUAUCAUGAUCGAAUCAUUGACAGAACUAACACGACACUGUAUAUCGUGAUGGAGUACUGUGAAGGAGGUGAUUUAGCUAGCUUAAUCACACGAUGUACCAAAGAAAGAUACUACUUAGAAGAAAAUUUUGUUCUUCGAGUGAUGACUCAGCUGACGCUGGCCCUAAAGGAAUGUCAUCGGCGGAGUGAUAGUGGUCACACCGUGUUGCACCGGGACCUCAAACCAGCAAAUGUUUUCCUAGAUGGCAAGCAGAAUGUCAAACUUGGUGAUUUUGGGCUCGCUAGGAUAUUAAAUCAUGACACGAGUUUUGCCAAAACAUUUGUUGGUACUCCAUAUUACAUGUCGCCGGAACAAAUGAAUCGCAUGUCCUACAAUGAGAAAUCUGACAUCUGGUCACUAGGCUGCCUAUUGUAUGAAUUGUGUGCAUUAAUGCCUCCAUUUACCGCUUUUAACCAAAAGGAACUUGCUGAAAAGAUCAGGGAAGGCAAAUUCAGGCGAAUUCCACAUCGCUACUCAGAUCAAUUGAGUGAUGUUCUUACCAAGAUGCUAAACUUAAAGGAUUACUUUCGACCAUCUGUUGAGGAAAUUCUAGAAAGCCCGUUGAUAGCCGAUUUUGUGGGAGAAGAACAAAGAAAAAAUCCUGAGAAAAAAGGGCGUCGAUCGGGAGAGCCAGAAAGACUGCAGAAUUCAGGCUCCCUACUAGCUGAACAAAAACUGAAGGAAAUGCGAUUGCAAGAGAAAGAAAAAGCCAUAAAAGCAAGGGAAGAACGUCUAGAACAGCGGGAACGGGAGCUUUGUGUUCGUGAGAGACUCGUGGAAGAUAAACUCAGUAGGGCUGAAAACUUGAUGAAGAACUACAACUUAUUAAAGGAACAGAGGAUCCUGGAAUUGGCAAAUAGCCCAGAUGAACCUCUCGACCUUCCUUCUACUGUAACAAAGAAGAAAGUUCACUUUGGAGGGGAAAGUAAAGAGAAUACGAGGAGUGAUAACGUCGAAAAUCAUCCUGGUUCCAAAGCAAAGUGCAAGGACCUAAAGAAACGACUCUAUGCUGCCAAUCUACGUGCACAAGCUCUGUCAGAACUGGAAAAAAAUUACCAACUGAAAAGCCUGCAAAUUCUUGGCAUGCGUUAGUUAACAAGGUUUAGUUUAGUGUUUGUAUAUAGUAUUUAAUAAUACUUUUGUCUGAAGAUUUAUAUCUAGUUUCUGUUCUAUUUGUAGCUUUAAAUAUACUUGGUUCUAUGAGCCAUGCUUUUGUUUUAAAAUAAGAGUUAGUUUUUCCUGGACUUCCUUUUUAUUCUUCAGUAAUAAUUAUGACAGUUACUGAAUUUUCUUCUUUCUGACAGCUAUGCAUACUUAUGUCUAGUUCCGUGUAUAAUAAAAAUGGAAAAAUAUUUACAGUCAAAAUAAGAGUUUUAGAUGCAGCUUGAUUCUGUAAAGUUUCAUAGAUUUGUGUGAGGGGGUGGAUAAUUUUUCAAAUUAACAUGAAGAAACUGUGAGAUGUUAUUGUGAGCUGGUGAGAACUUUAAAACAUUUUACUAUGUCAAGUAGAGGUCAUUUGUAUUCUCAAAGUUGAUUCAGGUGUGACCUUAGCUGCUAUAGCGUGAUCUGGAUUUCUUAAAUCUAAAAGCCUCAAGAGCAAGCAAUUUAGAGUGUGAUCUUUUCAUAUUUGGUUUUAAAGCUCAAUGUGUCCACUGGCCUAUGUAUAGUAACUUCCCAUAUAUUUUAAAAAGUUGAAAUACUUUGUGCCCAGCUCAGCUACAGGUUGUUUUAUAUACUCAAUGUCUUUAAAAUGGUAAUACUCCUACCUCUUUCAUUGCUUUGUAUGAUCUUUAAUAGCAAAGAGCAGAACUUCAGUCAUCUUCAUCGUCCCUAAA
Tachyglossus aculeatus (Australian echidna) is the source of this 2093-nucleotide messenger RNA. RefSeq names its product NIMA related kinase 2 (gene NEK2). The transcript has 8 exons. Gene Ontology annotation, biological process: protein phosphorylation. Gene Ontology annotation, molecular function: ATP binding; protein kinase activity. Lineage: Eukaryota; Metazoa; Chordata; Mammalia; Monotremata; Tachyglossidae. The record is from RefSeq and is a predicted model, not a curated record. The coding region runs from base 13 to 1350 and encodes 445 amino acids.